Nanorana parkeri is the source of this 889-nucleotide messenger RNA. RefSeq names its product histo-blood group ABO system transferase-like. The transcript has 2 exons. Gene Ontology annotation, molecular function: hexosyltransferase activity. The coding region runs from base 1 to 834 and encodes 277 amino acids. Gene Ontology annotation, biological process: carbohydrate metabolic process. NCBI's taxonomy places the organism in Eukaryota, Metazoa, Chordata, Amphibia, Anura, Dicroglossidae. Gene Ontology annotation, cellular component: Golgi apparatus; vesicle; membrane. The record is from RefSeq and is a predicted model, not a curated record.
AUGUUACUUUUCUCUGUCAUUAGGAAAGCUGCUCUGAAUGUCCUCACACCUUGGCUUGCUCCAAUCAUCUGGGAUGGAAUAUAUAAUUUAAACAUUUUAAAUGAACAACAUAAGGACACCAGGAUAGGACUGUUUGUAUUUGCAGUGAAAAAGUACAUUCGGUUUCUUGGUCCAUUCCUGGAAUCAGCAGAACGUUUCUUUAUGGUUGGCCAUAAUGUUACAUAUUAUGUAUUUACUGAUCGAGUCAGUGAAAUAGUUAAGCCAAAAAUGGGUGAUGGUCACAGUUUGCAGUUGCGUGAAGUAACUGCUGACAAGCGAUGGCAAGAUGUGUCCAUGCGACGAAUGGAAAUCCUGACUGCCUUGACAAAGCAGUUGACAAAUGAGAUUGACUACUUGGUAUGCGCUGAUGUGGACAUGGUCUUUAACGACCAUAUGGGAGUGGAAAUGCUUGGUGACCUCUUUGCCACACUCCACCCAGGGUUUUUCCUUGCUGAGCCACAUGCAUUUUCAUACGAACGGCAUCCCAUUUCUGCAGCUUAUAUACCUUUUGGUGAAGGGGAUUUCUAUUACAUGGCAGCAUUGUAUGGUGGGAAGGUAGAAGAAAUUUACAAGCUUAGCGUGGCUUGCCAGCAUGGGAUCAUGGAAGACAAGAAAAAGAACAUUGAAGCUGUCUGGCAGGAGGAGUCCCAUCUCAACAGAUAUUUGGUUUACAAUAAACCUACCAAGGUGCUUUCUCCAGAAUAUCUUUGGGCCACAAAUAUGCCGAAUGGUGAAUUUAUAAAAAGGAAAAGAUUCUUAGCAGUACCUAAAAACCACGAGGAAGUAAGAAACUAAAAUGUUCCGUGUGACCAAUUCACAAGGAACCAUGUGUAUUCAUUUCUUGCCAUUC